ACAGUGUGGUGAAGCUUAUCCAUCGCAAACGAGCCUCGUCCUUCAGGAAACUGCGCCAGAUUAUUUAAUGUCGAUUCAAGAUGUCAUGGAAGUUGACUGAAAGUAAAGUUCAACUCUGAUACCCAUGGGGGACAAUGUGGACGUCAGAGCCCUGAGGGCUAAGUUUAAUGCACAGAAAGAAACUGCCAGCUCUGGAGGUGGCGCAUCCCCGAGACAUUCUGCGGUGGGUCAUACAUCAGAGUCAUCUGCCAAUGGAGUGAUCCGAAACAAGUCUUCACCUGUAAUUCCAAGGCCAGUCCUACCAGUGAACUCUGCCAAUGAACCCAAAAGGUUUGGUCAGGCUCCUCAUGGAGUCUUCCCCAAACCCCCACCGUCUCACCGUAUGGGUGCCAAAGAGGAGCCUAAAAUGCCCCUCACGGAGCCUGAGAUCCCAGGGAGAGUAAAACUGACAGGAGAGCUUCUCCAAAACAAAAUGAUGAAGCAUGUUGAUGACAGAAAGCUCCAAUCAUUUCCCAGACCUUCACUGCCCAGCCAGAGGAGCAUGUCUGAGGUGCCACCUCUGAGAAAGCCUCUUCCUGCUGUCGGGCAACGACCUUCAAAACCCAGGCGACCCCCAGCGGUCAACCUGGACCAUUUACGGAAAAAGGCGCCAUCAUUUCAACUUACAAGACGCCAAGAGACCAAGACAUCUGAGGGACCAGGAAGGCCACCAAAUAAACCUGCGCUCCUGCCACCAAACAAACCUCCCUUUUCAAACCCAAACAUUGAGCAUGAAGAGGAUACGUACGAUGAUGUUAAUUUGCCCCCACCUCCACCUCCUCCUCCAAAACCAUCCUCCAGAGAAUCAUGGACUGACAGUUUCUCAUCUCAGGCUGGUGAGGACAGUGACCAAAGUGAAAUUUACGAGCAUAUCGAAGAGCAGGAGGAGUUUACUCAGCCGGCAGUCUUUGAGAAGAAGAAACAGAAGGAACUCAAACGACAGCAAGAAAUGGAAACAAAAGAACAAAAAGAACGGCGUAAAAAAGAAAAUGAGUACAGAAAAAAAUUCAAACUGAAUGGAGAAGAGGAAGUCCUGCACAUCGCUCGCGUGAGAGAGGACUGGCAGGGAGGGAAGAGUGAUCUGCGUGUGCGGCAGGGAGAGAGCGUGGAGAUCGUCCGAGUGAAGAACAAUCCUGAAGGGAAAUGGCUGGCUCGAAACAUGAACGGAGAAUAUGGUUAUAUCAGUAACAGAUGUGUUGAUGUGGAUUAUGAAGAAGUGAAGCGGAAGCUUCGCCUCGGGGUCACGCCUCCUUCCCUUCCUCCUCCAGUCCAAGAAGAUGAUGAUGUUUAUGAUGAUGUUGGCGCAGACCCCUUGAACAGCAGUUUUACUAUGGGCGGCGGUAAGUGGUUUGACAAUUAUUGUAUAUUCAGGCAAUGUAUCUUCACUCAGUGCAGUCAGAUGUUGUUUCAUUUCCUCUCUUUUGCCCCCCCCCUCUCUCUCUCAGAGGUAUAUGAUGAUAUAGAUGCAGUCAUACCGGAUGAAUUCCCCCUCCCCCCGCCUGAGAUAUGCCAUGAUCCUAAGAAGAACAAGAAGCUGGAGAAGGAGGAGAAAGAGUUUAGGAAAAAGUUUAAGUUUGAAGGGCCUAUCAAGGUUCUUGGCUGCAUGAUGGUGGACCCCAAUGCUAACAUAAAGAAGAGUGGAGGAAAAGACCUGUCUGUUGUGCGAGGAGAGAUUCUGGAGGUCAUUGAGCAGACUAAUGAGAAGAAAGUACUCUGCCGCAACAGUCAGGGCAAAUAUGGAUAUGUGCCCAAAAGUUACCUUCUACAGGCGGAAGGCGAAAUAUAUGAUGACAUUGACAACAGUUCAGAUAUUUAUGAUAAUGAUGCCAGCCUGUCUGGACCUUUGAGGGCCUGAUGGACAGGAACAGAACAAUUUUGGAGAAAGUGGACAUAAAACAGAAAAAAAUUAGCAACUGAGCUAGGCUGAGACUAUGAGAAUUAUCAUUUCCUACUAAGAAACUAUUCACUCCUGAGGACAGAAAUACGAAGAUUAUGAAUUAAAGUUUUGUACAUUAAAGAAAUAAAUGCACCUUUUUUUUAAUAAACAGGACAUCCUCAUUUUCUUAUUAUUACUAGGCUAGUAUUUGCUAUAAUGAGCUUUCAGGGUUAUGAGAGGAAAGUGAUUUUAUGUCCUGCAGCUGUGCUGCACCAUUUUCAGUGUAAAUGGCAAAAGUCACCACACAAGUCACCUCUGUCCAGGAGAUGACGGACAUUCGAUUUAUUUUUUGUUCUAACUCAGAAUAAAAUUUAAAGGAAUAUCAUUCAGUGUAA
This is a messenger RNA of Pygocentrus nattereri (red-bellied piranha), 2310 nucleotides long. Its product is annotated as FYN-binding protein 1. Gene Ontology annotation, molecular function: protein binding. Bases 125 to 1894 code for a protein of 589 amino acids. The record is from RefSeq and is a predicted model, not a curated record. Gene Ontology annotation, biological process: T cell receptor signaling pathway; protein localization to plasma membrane; integrin-mediated signaling pathway. The transcript has 15 exons. Gene Ontology annotation, cellular component: plasma membrane. Lineage: Eukaryota; Metazoa; Chordata; Actinopteri; Characiformes; Serrasalmidae.